CAAUGUAGUCGAUAGUGGCGACUCACUUCGGUUCCCGCUUUGGUGAGCGGAGGAGCAAAAACCCUAAAUCCCCAAAUUGAGUAGCAUCGUCAACAGUGAAGAAUUGUUCAAUUGAAGCUGAGCAGAGAAAGCAUUGUGAUUGGUGAGUCCCAUUUCUCAUUGUUUGCUUCAAUUAUGUUUGGGUUUUGUUGUAGAAGAUUGCAAUUACUAGUUCCAAGCUGUAGCAGCAUUUCUCUUGAUUCUUCAGUGACCCAUUUUCUAAAGGCAUCACCUUUUAGCAGAUCAUAUGCAUCAUUAUUAGGAUCUGCAAUAGAUGAUGAAAAAGGUCACUCCUUUACAGUUUCAUACCUUAUAAACUCAUGUGGGUUGUCCCCAGAAGUGGCUCUCUCUCUGUCCAAGAAGCAGAAGAGGGUACAGUUUGAAUCCCCAGAAAAACCAGACUCGGUUAUUAAGCUUCUAAAACACUAUGGACUUAGUGAUACCCAUGUCUCCAAUAUUGUUAAGAAACGCCCAGACCUGCUCUUAGCCAAUGCUGAAAAGAUCCUUUUGCCCAAACUUGAGUUUUUCGCUUCUAUUGGCCUUUCGGGCACUGACCUUGCUCGGGUUGUUUCCGGCAACCCAAAUGUUUUGAACUUGAGCUUAGAGAGAAAUCUGAGACCCUGUUAUGAUAUGAUCAAGAGUCUACCUAUCCCAGACAAAAUGGUGGGUCGUGUCUUUUCGAAAUUGUAUCAGGGAUUCAUGGUCAGCGCAAAUGUACUAAGCAAUAUUGCCCCCAAUAUUGCAUUUCUGAAGGAAGUUCAAGUGCCAGAAUCCUCGGUCAAUCUGUGUCUGAGCAAUACCCUUUUUGCAGUGUCACGGGAAAACCAAAAGUUUAAGGAAAACGUGGAGAAAGUCAUCAGUAUGGGAAUAAGCCCGUCUUCUGCAACCUUUUUGAAAGCCUUGUAUGUGAUUUCUGUGAUGGAUCACUCAAAAUGGGUACAAAGGAUGGAAUCAUAUAAGAUGACAUUCGGUUGGACUGAAGAUGUUUUCUUGUUGGCAUUUAGAAAAAAUCCAUUGUUUAUGGCAUUGUUAGAGAAGAAAGUUUUAAGUAAAGUUGAUUUUCUUGUCAAGAGAAUGGGUUGGCAGCCUGCAUUUGUAGCUAAAUAUCCUAGUGUUCUAACAUUUAGUUUGGAGAAGUGGAUUAUACCUAGGUGCAAAGUUAUUAGAGUGCUUCUCUUGAAGGGCUUAAUAAUAAGGGGAGAACAUUCUUUGAUUGGUACUGCCCUGUUGGCUGGUAAGAAUUACUUCUUGGAUAGGUUUGUGAUCAGAUAUCAGAAGCAAGUACCUGAGUUAUUGAAUAUCUUUCAAGGGAAAAUGAGUCUUGCGGACGUUGGCUUAGGGUUUGAGGAAACAGGUGGAACGAAAUAAUUGUAGGAAGGAGGGCUGUUCUUUUUCUUAAUUCAAGAGUAUCAGAAGAACCACUUAUUCAUUGUAAGUUCUGUUUACUUUGUUCCAUCUUGUCAAGAGGUUUAAUAGGUUAUGCACACAUACACACAAUAAGAAAUUAUUGUGUAUGUAACAUAUCUAUUGUUAAUGGAAAUCUCAUUCUACCAUGAGCAUCUCUAUGUAUGACUUCAUCAAGUAUGAUGUACUAAACCUUUGUGGUAGAUUAACAAUCAGGUUUUUUGCACACUA
Rosa chinensis is the source of this 1674-nucleotide messenger RNA. RefSeq lists its product as uncharacterized. Lineage: Eukaryota; Viridiplantae; Streptophyta; Magnoliopsida; Rosales; Rosaceae. Gene Ontology annotation, molecular function: double-stranded DNA binding. Gene Ontology annotation, biological process: chloroplast organization; regulation of DNA-templated transcription. Gene Ontology annotation, cellular component: chloroplast. The transcript has a single exon. The coding region runs from base 175 to 1407 and encodes 410 amino acids. The record is from RefSeq and is a predicted model, not a curated record.